AGGGGAGAGUCGAAGCCCUGGCUCUGCUUCCUCCGCGGGCGGCUCCUUCCCCUUCCCCUUCCCACUCGCCCCCCACGUGCCGCCGCCGGGCGCCGUUCGGCUUCAGCAAAGGUGGGUCCAAAGAGGCGGCAGCAGUGGUUCCGCGCGUGUCCGGCAGGGGGCGCUGCUGCUGCUGCUGCCUGCUCCCUUGCUUGCUUGUUGCCUGCGUGCGCUCGGGUGGGCGAGAGAGAGGUGCGGUAUAGGGCGCGAGUGGGGAUCCGGCAGCGGCAGCCUCUCUGCUUUGGAGCUGCAGCCGCAGAAGCGGGAAGGGCGCCGGAUUUCUAUUCUGCUUGCAACCCGCGUUGGGACUGGACGCGCCAGCUCCAUGCCUUGGCACGGCGGACCGAGGAGGAGGAGGAGGGCGGCAUAGCGCGGGAAGGCAUGCCCCAAACGUUGAGCUCUGCCAGCAUGUUUACUCCCUGUGGCUUCAGCCCUCAUCAUCUCCAUCCAUCCAAAGACGACGAUAAAGGAGGGCUGAUCUUUCAAGAUGGAAACCUUACCUCGGCAUCUCUGGAUGCCUUAAUCCAACAUCUUAUACCUACAGCAGACUACUACCCUGAGAAGGCUUAUAUCUUUACAUUCCUGCUGAGCUCCAGACUCUUCAUUGAGCCUCAUGAACUUUUGUCCCGAGUUUGUCACAAGUGCAUUGAACAGCAACAACUAGAUGACCCAGUGCUGGAUAAGGCACGGAUCAGGAAAUUUGGGCCCAAAAUUCUGCAGCUAUUGACAGAAUGGACAGAAACAUUCCCAUAUGAUUUUCAAGAAGAAAAAAUGAUUGGGUGCUUAAAAGAUAUUAUCCACCGGAUAGCUCCAUGUGAUGAGGCUUAUUGGAAAAAGAUGAAUCAACUUCUGCAAACCCUGAAUCAAAAACUUGCCACUCUUAACCAUGGGCAGGAAGGGAUGGUCAAGAUCAAUGCAGCUGUCUCAGAUAAGGUGGUGGCUUUUAAAAGUAAACCUCCAUCUAUUCAAAGAGAAAUGCUGAGUGUCUGCAGUGAUCCUUACACCUUGGCCCAACAGCUAACACACGUGGAACUGGAGAGACUGAGCCACAUUGGUCCUGAAGAAUUUGUUCAAGCAUUUGUCCAUAAAGAUCCUUUGGAAAGCACAAAGUCUUUUGUUUUCCAGCCUUGUUUCAGUGAACAGAAGAAGACUAGUAACCUCGAGGCCUAUGUAAAAUGGUUCAAUAGGCUCUGCUAUCUUGUAGCAACAGAAAUUUGCAUGCCUGCCAAAAAGAAGCAGAGGGCACAAGUCAUCGAGUUCUUCAUUGAUGUUGCUCGCGAGUGUUUUAACAUAGGAAAUUUUAAUUCACUGAUGGCAAUCAUAUCUGGUAUGAACAUGAGUCCAGUAUCCAGGUUAAAGAAGACCUGGUCAAAAGUGAAAACAGCCAAAUUUUUUAUUCUUGAGCAUCAAAUGGAUCCUACUGGUAAUUUUUACAAUUACAGAACUGCUCUGCGGGGAGCUGCCCAUCGGUCCCUAACAGCACACAGCAACAGAGAAAAGAUUGUGAUUCCAUUCUUCAGCCUGCUGAUCAAAGACAUUUACUUUCUGAAUGAAGGGUGUGCUAACCGCCUUCCAAAUGGGCAUGUUAAUUUUGAAAAAUUCCUCGAACUGGCAAAGCAAGUAGGAGAAUUUAUAACAUGGAAACAAGUGGAAUGUCCAUUUGAACAAGAUGAUAACAUCAUCCAUUAUUUACAUACUGCACCCAUCUUCACUGAAGACGGCUUGUAUCUGGCUUCCUAUGAAAGUGAAAGUCCAGAAAACCAAACUGAAAAAGAGAGGUGGAAAACUUUGAGGUCGACUAUCUUAGGAAAGACUUGAAGAUGGAGAUCUAUAUCUGCAAUUGGAUGAAAUAAAUUGGCAAAACUACUUUGCACUAUUGAUUCCAAAGAUGCCUAUUGGGGAUUUAGGAGAUUUUAUUCUUUAUUUUUGUGUGCAUUUUUGGACUCUUCAAUGUGGCUGACUGGAUUUAUCCACUGACUCCAGAAAGGUGUCUUUUACAGUACGCACACCAAUGUUCUCUAACUACUCUUUACAGCAAAAGCCUGAUAGGUGGCUUAUUUGUGGCUGUAACAGAAUCAAAUCCUUAUUGCUGAAACAUCUUAUUUCUCUCAAGGAAGAGCAAAAGGCAAGGAGAGCCAUGGUGCUGCAAACACAAAACGGACUCCACUGGAAAAGGUACAGGGUGAUCUCAGAAGCAGGGUGUAUGGGACAGCAACGAUGAGAGCUGACAAAAGUAAGUUCUGCCAAAACUGCAAAUCUGGUUAAAUGUCUCACCAGACAGAACCUUGUUUUCCUAUCACAGACUUCAAUGAACAAUAUUCUGACAACAGAGAUAAAGACCAACACAGAAUCACAUCAGUACAGAAACACCAAGCAAAACACAACCCUUUUCUUUAAACAGAAGAAUUUCAGUUGCAAAUAUUCCUUAUUUUUCCUUCUGUUUGGGGGAUGGAUCCUGAUUUUUCUACCUAGUAGCUUAUCAUAUAGUCAACUCCUAAGCUGUUUUAAUGAAGUGAAUGGCUUUCAGUCUGACUUACCUCUAUAUAAAGCAUGUAGCAUAUUCUCUAGUUCCAUUCACAGGUGAUUGUGAUAAUCAUCUUCAAGGGGCCUUACUUCAUUGUAAUAGAAGGCGGACCUGUUAAGGGCUCUAACAAUUACAUUCUCCUUUAUCCGUUCAUUUUCUUCAUGACUGAAGCAGAGAAUAUUUGAGAAGGGCAAUUCUUUGAUAGUAAGGCUUUUAUUGCCACUGCAUUCAGGAAGACUAUUCUCACUCUAUAAAGUGUUGCACUAUGGUAAAAGAAUUGUCAACAAGAUGCAUUUCUUAUUUCAAAAUUCUUCUGCUUGUGGUCACUGCUUUCCAUCCAUGGGAACAGUAAACCUUCUAUUAUGUGUGUUGUGUUUGAUAGAGAUCAGGGACGUGCUACAUAAUACAGAUAUUAAGUAAUAAUUGCUUAUUUAUUAUACUUUCAUGUGAAACAGGUGUAAAAUUAAGUUUUUUAAAAAAUAUUUUUUAAGCAGGAUUAAUAGAUUGAAAGCCAAAUCCAUAGGUCCUUUGGCUCACCAAUACAGAAGAACUGUGAAAAGGUGUAAAAACUUUGUUUCUCCUAAUUAAGGCUUUGUAUUACAAUAGAGGUUUUGAAAUGACAUGUUUCUACCAUAAUGUGCAAAAAGAUAAGUGUACAUAUAGACAAUUGGUUUCAAGCAAAUUCUAUGAUUCUUCCAUUUUCAAAAAGGGAGUAUGUUGGAAGGAAAACAGAACUUUAGUUAUAAUCAUAGAGUUGGAAGAGGCCUCAUGGGCCAUCCAGUCCAACCCCCCACCAAGAAGCAGAAAAAUAGCAUUCAAAGCAUGGCCAUCCAUCAUCUGCUUAAAAGCCUCCAAAGAAGGAGCCCCUCCCCCCACACUCCGGAGCAGAGAGUUCCACUGCUGAACAGUUAGGAAGUUCUUCCUCAUGUUCAGGUGGAAUCUCCUUUCCUGUAGUUUGAAGCCAUUGUUCUGCAUCCUUUGUUCUGCAUAGUGUCCAGAGCAGCAGAAAACAAGUUAAUCAUAUGAACUGUGUGUGUCACAAGUGAUUUCUUGUAUGCAAAAAUUGAUGAGCUCAAUACAUCAGACAAAAAAACAAACAAUUUUCCGUUAUAAAAUUGUACCACAAUGAUCAAGAUUUGAACUGAUGCUUCACUGAGUAGUAAAGCAGUGGUUAGACACAAGGAAAUUUUAGUAAUUUAACUCAACCACUGACUUCUACUUUUUAGUGUAUACAGGGGCUGCUUAGAUGGUGACUAUGGUGCUUUCUUUAAAUGAGGCCACCUUAGCCUCUGGGAUGCACCUAAGCAAUUGUGUCUACAAGGAUUUGAAGUUUCAUUGCUUGGAAUGCUAUGUUUAUAUUAUCUUAUGCUCUUUCCAUUUUAUAAUGGCCCCAUGGCAGCUAGUGAAGGUAUGAAAACAUUUCUUGCCCGAUUUACAAAUAAAUUUACAAUAGUGAAAUCUUAUGCUCACUCGUUCACCUGCAUUAUCUUAGUUUGUGUUCAUUCUUUGAAGGAUUAGGAAAGAGAAAAGAGGGGGGGGAUUGUUAGGUGUAAAUGCCUGGUCUCCCUUCCUGGUCUUAUGCUCCUAUUUGUUAUGGUAAUGAUGUGCAAACCUUCAUGCCAUCAAUCCCAGCCUUGUGGUAAAUUGUUGGUGAACUUUACAGUUUCUGCACUGAAUGCCACAGGUAGAACUAACCCUGAUAGUUGUUGCUUGAGAGCUGCAGUGCUUAAACCUAUUAAACCUUUGGCAAGAAGAGAACAUCCUAUAAUAAUCAGUUUUGACAUUGGAGCAAGACACCAUUUUAGAGUCAGACAUUACUGGACUUAACGUCAGGGGAAACCUUUACCUUUACCUUAUUCUGUAGCAUACUCUCAGUGAAUAAUCCUGGAGAAUGGGUGAAAUUCCAGAAAACUAAAAAUGGCCAAAUGUGUUCCAGUUUCCUUUUUUUAGAAAGGGAGGACCAAGCAGCUUGAUUUCAAUAUUAGCCUGGCUUCCAUUCUAAAACAGCUUAUAAAUCUUUUCAAACUGUAUGCAUCUCGGUGAUAGUUCAUUGAAUAGUAUGUACUAUUGCAACUGCCAGAUUAAUCUUAAUUCUCUUUUUGAUUGGGUUACUAUCUUAAUGGAUUAUGAAAAUGCUGUGGAAGUACUUUAUCUUUGUUCAGCAAUGCAUGUGAAAAAGUUUUACAUGACAUUUUGAUUAGCAAGGCAGCUAAUCAUAUGAUAAUAUCACAAAGUGCAGUCCCAGCUGAUUGGAAAACUAUACUUGAAGGAGUGUUCAUCACUGGUUUUUCAUCAAACCGAAUUGAAAUUCUGAAUGGUACCUGUGCCUGGUUCUUGUCAACGUUUUUUGUUGUUGUUGUUUUUGGGGGGGGGGGUCAAUAUUUUUAUCUGUGGCUUAGAUGAAGGGAUGAAGGAAUCCUUAUCAACUUGACAGGUGAGACAAAACUAGAUGGAAUGUUUAAGAUAAUAAUAAACCAAAAUAGUAACCAAAAUAGUAAGGGAAUAAAAAAUCUGUAAAGAAACAAAAUGGAAUGAAAAUGGAAAUUGCAAAUGUAAAAUUUAGUUAUAAUAAUAUCACCUAACCACAUCAUUAUGGAAAGGAGAAUAUGUGCUUUGGUUGCAGUAUGUGCCCAGAAUUUGACACAGAAAUCUAGAUAAAUUCUGACACAUACAGAAUGAAAUUGAACUAUUUGUUGUGAUGAUUCACAAGCAAUGAUUCUAUUGAUAUGUGCCUGUUCUGCUGGACCUGAGACUUGUGGACAAUCAGAAGUCAAAUAUGAAUCAGCGAUAUGGCUACAAGAUGGCUAGCAGAACAGACACAUAUCAAUAGAUGCACUGUUUGUGAGUCAUCACAACAAAUAGUUCCAUUUUAUUCUGCACAUGUCAAAAUUCAUCUAGAUUCUUGUGUCAAAUUCUGGGCCUCAUACUUUGAAAGGGGCAUUGACAAACUCUAAAGGGUUCAGAGGCAGGCAGUGAAGAGGGACAGUGGUAUGAAAAUGUAAGUCCAAUAAAGAAAGCUCGAAAUAACUGGGCAUAUUUAGCUGGCAGAAGAAAAGGUUGAGCAGGGGCAUGACAGAGCCCUUCAAAUACCUGAAGGACUGUCACAUAGAAAAUGGUGCAGAUAUGUUCUUUGCUGCCGUAGUGGGGGCUAGGACUAGAUCUAAAGAGUGUAAGUUACAGUAGGUAGGUUUUGGCUGAACGUUAGGAGAAACAUCUUAACAGAGUAUUUCAGAAAUAGAAGUGUAUUCCUUUCAGGAGCAGAAGGUCUUCAGACACACCUUCAACAAAAAAAUUUAUAUCGAGCCAAAAGAUUUAGUAAAAAUGCAAAAGAUGUCCCUUCCUCCAAUUAUAUUAUGCUAUGAAGCAAACCUUGCAGCUGAUUGUAGCACAUUGCAGUGUAUGGCAUGGAUAUAAAAUUACAAAGUGAGGGCACAAAUGGUUAGCUUUGACAUUACAGGAUAGUGAGAAAUUGAAUAUUGUGUGUUUUUCUUCUGAAAAGAAAUCACUCGAGACUAGCCUGCUAAGUUUUAGGGAAUUCUGAAAACCAGUCAUCAGCCGCAAAAGAAAUAAGAGUAUAAAUGGAGACAGUAUUUAUUUAAAUCUAUUCAUUGUGAGUUUGCUAUUACCAUUUCAAUAUGUGCUGAUGUCAAGAGGUUGCUUUUAACUUUACAGGCUUCCACAUAAAACCAUUCCCAAAAUGAUUUCUUUGUAGACUCUGUCUAUUCCAAAAGGUAUGGAACAAUUAUAUAUCUACUUAUGAACAGGGAUCAGAGCCAUUUGUGAUAUUUUUGCAGGGGCUGUUCCCUUAAGCAUGGACAUUGUUUAAAUUGCCCAUUGAUAACUAUAACAGCUGACAUCACACUGCAUGGAAGUGGGUGAAUAUGUUGAGUUUGCUUUAUAAAAAGUAAAGUACUGCUUGGUUUUUAGUGGUCUAGAGGAGAUGUCCAUAGAAGGUUCUUUGGUCGAUUUAUGUGGAACAGGGAGUGCUCCCAGUUGCAGGGAUCCCUCUUUUCCAUGUGUCCCAAAACCAGCUGAGGAGUAUGGGAAAACUCUGCAGAACUGAUUUUUAGGGAAUGUUGAGAAAAGGGAGAAUAAGAUUAAUGUCCCACCAGCAGAAUGUUGGAUUUAGCUCAUAGUCUGUGUGACAAUGCUCUAAAGAAUGAUUUCUGUUCUGAUCCACAGCAUGUGUUUUUAUAUCUAGGCUGCACAUGUUCUUCUUAUUUUAUGACAUCUGUUGUGGAGAGUUAUCUUGAUAUCAUACCCUAAACAUUCAUAUGCUGAUGCGGCAAGUCCAAGGAAUAUAUUAAUUCCCCAUUAUAAAAUACAAUACAAGGUUAUCAAUAGUUUUCCAAGGCUGAGUGGGAAUUCAAACAAUAUUUUCCAGAGUCACAGCCCAACAUUGAAACCACCUCUUUGCUUUCUGAUGUUUCAGUGUACACAAACUUUGUCUCAUGUACAAGAUUAUUUAAAACGUUGUAAAACAUUACCUUCCUGCUAUGUGUAUAGAGUGUAUGUGAGACAUAUAUACAUUUUGUGUUUACCCUUGAGUCCCAUCUCCAAGAUACCUAAAUAUGUAUAUGCAAAUUCUUCAAAAUCUGUGGGAGGGGGAUCCAAAAUGCAGAGCAUUUCAGAUAAGGGGUACUCAACCUGUAUUGAAAAAGUACUGAUGACAUUUGACCAUCUUGUUUCCUUUUCUGGGACAUAGGCAAGGUAUAAAUAAAAUAGUUAUUUGUCAUUUUCCCCCAAAUUGGGGAAAAAAAACACAAUAUUUAUCAACGAUAUAUAACGAUAAAGGUUUUAUGCAUAAUUUAUUUUAGGGGACUAUUUUAAUCUUGUUGGUUAAAGGAUGAGAAGACUCUUUCUACUAUGUCUGUUCUCAUGUUUGACAGCCAUCAGUCAGGAACAAUAAAAAUCUAGCAUGACUAAAACAAGGAAGUGGAACAGUCAGGAAACUCACAGUUGUUACUGCAACAAGAUUAGCAUUUGGCAACAUGAAUGGAGCAGCCAUGCCACCUGGCAUCAGCUGCCAUGUAAAGGAAGAGUUGUUGCUCUUUUUUGCGCAUGCAAGUCCACUGCCUGCGAUACUUUACUAAAUAAUUGAGGUGGAAAAUUGAGCCCACUGCGCCAAAACUCUUGCCAUGUUUCAUGUGUUACUUAGAGAUGCUACAGCAGCAGGUAAAGGAAUUUAUUCCUGCAUAUAAUAAAGGCAUAGCUAAAGAGUCAAAUCCAUUUUAAAGCAUGCUGAGGCUGACCUCCGCUAACUGGUAACUGCUGCUAAUUCCCAAAUCCAAAUCCAUUAUUAGCUUGUGUGGUGACUGCUUCUGAAUAAACUGAGUGCAAUGAACAACGCACAUACAUUCUCCAGAAAUAGAAUUUGAAUAUAUUAUACAAAUCCUUUCAGAAAAAAAUUACAUACAUUCUGCAAUAAGUGCAUAUAUUUGAGUGGGGGGUCUAAACAAUUCACCUGGAUCUCCAGAGAACGAGAGAAAGGAAUACUCCCUGCUUUGUAUAUAUAGUAGAGUCUCGCUUAUCCAACGCAAACGGGCUGGCAAAAUUUGGAUAAGCGAAUAUGUUGGAUAAUAAGGUGGGAUUAAGGAAAAGCCUAUUAAACAUCAAAUUAGGCUAUGAUUUUACAAAUUAAGCACCAAAACAUCCUGCUAUACAACAAAUUUAACAGAAAAAGUAGUUCAAUACGCAGUAAUGUUAUGUUGUAAUUACUGUAUUUACGAAUUUAGCACCAAAAUAUCAUGAUAUAUUGAAAACAAUGACUACAAAAAUGCUUUGGAUAAUCCAGAACGUUGGAUAAGCGAAUGUUGGAUAAGUGAGACUCUACUGUAUUUGAAAGUGCUUGGGAAAGGGUUGAAAAGAGGAAUUCUACACAAACACAAGAUGGUCUAUGUACAAAGAAAAUAUGUCCAAAUAGCAUAUAGUAGUAUUAAAGUUCCCCAUACAAAGCUCAAUUUGGCAGUACCAGACAAAGUUGCUGUAUAUUGGAAUGAUAUUUGAACUUUACUUGCGAAGACUUUCUUGAGAGCUGUGCUCCAUCAUUAUUUUCUUCAUUCCAGUAUACAGCAACAUGACCAACCGUCUGUUUACUUUGUUUGGAAGAUAUUUUCAUUGACUAUGUAUCCCUGAAGCCUAUAUACAUUGGAAUCAAUAUCAGACUUGGAUAACUGUUGUGUUAGAUCUGUUGCUCCUUUUCAUUUUGUCUGGUACUGCCAAAUUGAGCUUUGUACAGGGAACUUCAAUAAUACUAUAUGCUAUUUGGACAUAUUUUCUUUGUACAUAGACCCAGGCCUGUAGCGAGGGGGCGGUUUUAGGGGUUCAACCCCCCCCCCCAAAAUUUUCAGGUUAUAAAAAAAUCUGGUUUACUCAUGAAUUUUAACUGGUUAACCAAAUCCCCAUGCUAAGUCUAUGAGACACAAAACAUUAAGAGUCCCUCCAGGCACUAUCUCAAGCAGAUAUUGACAGGUUUGUAGCGGGAAGGGGUGUGUGCAAGGGGUUAACCCCCCCCCCCCCGAAUUUUUUUUUCUGGCUACGGCCCUGCAUAGACCAUCUUGUGUUUGUUUAGAUACUUUAUAAGUAUUCUGGGAUUUUGUAUAAUUGAAAAGAGGAAUUGUCAAAUAUCUAGAAAUCAUGGUGAGCAAAAUCUCAGGUGAGAAUAUUCGCAAUAUGGAACUUACUUUGUGUACAAAAUGACUGGGAUGGUUUGACUGUAGGAAACUGUUUUCUGUCCUGUUAUGCAGAAAAUGAGAUUUCCCUGUAGAAAAUGUUUUUUGUACAGGGAACUUGUUUUCUGCACAGAAAUUGCUAUAAACCCCAAAAUGCAAACAUAUAUUUCAAUACUUUCUUACUGGAGACAAAAUUUUAAAUAAUUCAAUUUUUUUCCUGCAAUAAUGAAAUCUACAAAGAUUUCCAUCCCCACUUUUUUUUAACUGAAAUGGAAGGAACUUUUGUCAUAUGCUAAAUGCUGCAUUAGGAGGAGAAAUGUCAAUUUUAUUUUUAAAAUUGUCAGAAAGUUCAUCCUGUCAAUGAAUAGAAAAGGGCCAAUAGACUAAAUGGUUUCAGUUCAUGAAAUGAACAUUUUGUUCAUGCAAUCAUUACUUCCAUUUAAAAGCUUAAAGGUAUUCACGUACUGACAUACUGAAAGAGAAGGUAAUUGGCAUACCACACAAUAGUAUCAUUUCCAUAAAAAUCCAUUAUUUAUGUGAUGGAUAGGGUAUUAAUAUUUCAGUUACAGCUGACAUGCAAAUUAAAUAUUAGUGAUAUGUAUUAUUCAUAUUGAUAUGCACUAUAAUAGAAAUAUGCUUAUGAAAAAAUCAUCCUUCCUCUGCAAAAACUAACAAACUAGACUGACCCUUCUCUAAUUCUGUAAUACUUAAUUUAUAUUGAAUUGUUUAUAUAUUGUUUAAAAUACAGGCAAUGGUUUGCACAUGAUGGCAAACAUCAAUUGAAGUGAAAAUUAUAAACACAAGUUGACUUAGUAAUUGAUUUCAUCAAACGAAAAGUCAUAAUAUUGUUACUCAUAUCAUUAUCAAAGCAGAAUCUGAGAUUAAUCUAAUUAUCUUGUUUAGAUUCUAUUAAAUUAUUCCAGAAAAAGAAGAUCAGAGGACAUAAACACUUUUCAGUAGGUUUCAGAUUGAUACAACUGUCAUUACGAACAGUGUUCUAUGUAUGAGAUUGUUUCAGAAGUGAGUAUUUGGUAUCAUUUGCCAUCAGGAUGAGGAGCAGAACCUGCUAUGAGGCACAGGUUUUGAGGUGAGCAGUGAAGCAGAGUGAUGAAACAAACUAGGAUAUCCAGUGAGUUGGCAAAAAUCCCUGUAUAAACUAGCCAUUUUAAAAACCAAGACCUCAGUGUAAGAUCUAUUCAGCCUGAAUCCCGUUGGUUAGUCCCAACUAUAGCAGGUCCAUUGAAUCAGUUGCUAGAUGGUGAAUCAAUACAUAGGUUAAUCCCAUUGAUUUGGAGGGUUUGCUCUAGUUUAACUGACAGUAGAAUUCAGACCUUCUAUAAUAAUUUGAAAAAUCAAUUGAAACCCACUUUGGACAACUUAACCAGAUGGAUAGUUUGGAGCCCUAUGCUUACAGGUUUCUCCCUAUAUGGGCCCUUCCAAACAGGCCCUAUAUCUCAGGAUCCGAUCCCAGAUUUUCUGCUUUAAACUGGAUUAUAUGAGUUCGUACCACCAGAUAAUCUGGGAUAAACCUGGGAUCCGAUCCUGGGAUAUAAGGCCUGUCUGGAAGGGCCCAUAAUGUGCAUGUUCUGUGCAAUUACUUCCUGUUUCUUCUUGCAAACUGGAAUCUAAUCUUAUUUUGAACCAGUGGAAGGCUGUAAAAAAGUUGAAAUUUACCUCUUUUCUCCUUCCCUGCCAUUUGCAAAUCUUCUUAUGUUUUUCCCAUUCAAAGUCAUUAAGUGAGAGGAAAGACAUCAUUAGAUCUAACAAAAGAUCUAAUAUAUAGGAGGAUCAUGUCCUGAUUUGCAAUCAUAGCAUUUGAUGUAAUCACAAAGCAUACUUCAAUGUUUAAUAGUAAAUGUAGUUUGGUAAUGCAGGAAAAAGUUAUGAAGUGUAUGAGGGAAAGCAGAGAGCGAAUUACAAACAAAGGGCUUACAUGGCAUGAGAUCAUAGUUUGAUGCUGCAUGUGAACUAGCCCUUUCUUACAUAACAUAUCACCUCUGGCUAUGAGAUAAUGAAUAGACACUGGGUGUAUCUUUGCCCCUUCUUUCUAUUGUUUGAAGAUACUAUGACAAGAUUUCUCAUUAUGGAGAUAUAUACACAGUUUGUACCCAUCACCAGACCAACAGGAAAAGUACACAAGGGAGUGUUUUAGCUCUGAUGGAGCAAAAUCCAGCAGAAGUGCAAGCAACACCUAAAUGAGCAAAGAUCGUAUCAAAUAUAUCCAAGGUUAGACUAAUGGGAAAAGUAUGAGAGAUAACACUUUCAGGUGCUUACUUUAAAUGUUUUAAUUGGUUUACUGCUAAGCAUUGGUUACAAAGAGAGAGAAAACAUAUUUGAAGCAAGUAGAAUAAAAUGUUUUAUGAUACAGAUAUACAUACAGAUGUUUUAAAAGGGUGGACCCAAUAUCAAAGCAGUAUGUUUCACAAUGGCAACAUGUUACAAUUACACAAAAAGUUACAAAUGCUUUAAUGAGUUAUCAAGUUACAAAGUUUUACUAAAAAAAAUUGAGCCAGAAACAAAUCUAAAAAAAAUAACUCUGCAAAUGGAGAAUCUUUCAUUAUGCCUUAUGUUGAGAGGGUGCCAUCUUGCAAAAGGACUGAGGCUAGGGGCUGUUUGUAUACUGGGAGAGGCAUCUAGCAGUAAUCAUUUGAAACAAUAUGUUCCACCCUUUCAAGUAGUAAGAGUUUCAUUCAUGAUUGGUUCUUGGUUGCAAAGAUCAGAGAUAUAGCAUAAUGAUACCAUUGGACAAACACCCCAUGCUGGACUGAGAUGUUAAUGCCUUGUGAAUAAUUCCUUAUGCAGUUCCUUAGAUUAUAGGAUAUAGAAGGGCUUGCAGAACAAUUUGAGCAAGUGGAAUCAAAGUAGUGGACCUGAGCUGUGCACAAAUGAAAAUGGAUCUUUAUUUUUUUAUUUAUUUCGUGUCAAAAGCAUUGCAUAAUAAAUAAGUUUAAAAGUGAUAAAAUAAAGGAAUCACAAACAGCUAAAUAGUUUUGGACCAAAAGCGGGCAACAAUGGAUCUUUAUAGCAACUUUGUACUGGAGUCAUAACAUCAUUGAAAUCAACCUCUAGCUUAACUACAUUCUGUGAUACUUAUCUGCCUUAAGCCUGAAUCCUAACUAUAUUAAGAAUGAAUUAAAAGAUAUAAGAUGCAAUUAAUAUUACAAAUGCUAAAGAACAGGGACACAAUUUUAGAAUAUUUCCUGAAGAAAACUAGUACACUGGCAAAAAUGUAUUUGAAACUGGAAGCUGUUAUUGCAGUCCUCACAUGGCGGUACGAGCAAUCUCUUUUUUCAGUUAAAAAUCAGUUUACCUUCUCAGGUGAGCAAACAGCUGAAGUUAAUAUUUCCAAGACGUUGAAUAGCACUUGAAGCCUUUUCAGAAUACCAGUCUUGGUUGUCUUCAUAUAUCACAGUGAAUCAUGUUAGACUUCUAGUAUGAAUAUGAUGUGAUUAAAAAGAAGAAUUCUUGUUUGAGUUGGUUACAUCACAGGUAUACACUAUCAGAAAGUGAAAGAAAAACAGGUUACAAUAUUCUGGGUAAUAUAAUGUUUCUUGUAAAUGAAAUGUUGGAUAUUGUUAAGUAAGACAGAUAUUUUUUAAUGUCCUUAUUUAUUUCUCUAAAAGUACUGCUGCAUAUAAUAGACCUAGAACACUAAAUGGCAUACAUCUCUAGCAAAUGAAACCUGCUUCUACUUUUUAAAGCUGGCUUGUGAAAGGAGAGGGCCUUUUCUCCAAGUGGGAAUCCAGUUUUAGCUAUAUUUGGGUUAUAGUCGACUCUACUUCAUCACCAAAGGCUAUCACUUGUGACCGAGUAUGUUUGUCUUCCAAGGGCAGAGUCUUGGCAAUGAGUUCAUAGGUGUCUGUGGAGGCCUACUCUGCAUAUGCAUGGUCUUUCACAAUGUAGACAUGGAUUUCCAGAUUGAAGGUGGUCACAACAAGGGUUUGCUUGACGCACCUUUCUCUUGGCAUCGGCAGGUUUCUCCUUUUUGCUCUCUAUUCCUGCCUGUUCAAAAUCCAUAGCACUGUUGGUAACAGAUGACCUCCAGUUAACACGCUCAAAGGCCAGGGCUUCCCAGUUCUUUCUGUGUGUCUAUUUCACUUUUUUAAGGUUAGCUUUAAGCCCACCUUUAAAUCUCUUUUGCUGUCCACCAACAUUCCGUUUUCCAUUCUUAAACUGAGAGUUCAGGAACUGCUUUGGGAGACCAUGAUCAGACGUUCAGACAACAUGGCCAGUCCAGCAAAGUUGAUGACAAAGGAUUAUCACUUCAAUGCUGGCAAUCCUUGCUUCUUCCAAAACGCUGAUGUUUGUUCAUCUGUCUUCCCAAGAGAUUUUCAGGAUUAUAUUGUCUAAACUGGGUAACAUUCCAGAUUUUUUUUUUUUCGUAUCAGGAGCAACCGGAGUUGCUUCUGGAGUGAGAGAAUUGGUUGUCUGCAAGGACGUUGCCCAGGAAACGCCUGGAUGUUUUUGAUGUUUUACCAUCCUUGUGGGAGGCUUCUCUCAUGUCCCCUCAUGGAGCUGGAGCUGAUAGAGGGAGCUCAUCCGCGCUCUCCCCGGGUGGGAUUCAAACCUGGCAGCCUUCAGGUCAGCAACCCAGCCUUCAAGUCACAAGGCUUUUAUCCCCUAGGCCACCGCAGGCUCCAUACAUUCCAGAUCACUGUGGUUAGGACUCAGGUAUAAGAUGAAUGAUAGAGAAUAGCUACAGUGUACAUAACUGGUUUUGUAGAAAGAGCAAUAUAUGCCUAUUCUAAAUUGGUAAAUACUUAUUUGUAACUUUUAAAGAAAAUACCUAAUACAUAUGUUACAUUUUUCUAGACAAGGAACUGUUCUCACGAGUAAAUGGUAUCUUUGAAAUCUUAACUGUCAGCAUGUGAAGCAGAACCUGCUGUCCUGCAAACCAAAUUGCUUUACAAAGGUACAAGGAAAAAUCAUGUAGCAUGCACAAAGUAUAUUAUAUUUUUAUGAACACUUAGUGAGAGGAGUCAUUUGCAAGAGUUAUCAUGCAUGAACAACAUAGGAUCUGAACUGGUCCUUACCCUAUGAGAAAGGCUCAGAUCAAAAUACACCCCAGAAGGCUUCAAUUCUGGAUCAAGCAGAAAACUGUGUACAGUAGUCUGCUUGCAUACAGCAGUUUCUUGGGAGAUCCCUUUCUCACACUGCUGUCCUUUGUGUUUUCCCAAAUAUUGCUUCCUUGGCUGCUAAACCUCCCAAAGUAACAUGCGGAGUAGCACCAAUGCAUGCAGAAGUAGCUUCAGAUCACAUCUGCAGCCCUUUGGUUCUUCACUAUGAUUUUUCCAACUGUGCCACUAGCAACUUGUCUACUGGCAACAAGGUAACAGGAGUAGAAGUAUUGCUUAAAAAUUGUGUGUGGACAUCUGAUAUCAUUUUCUGCAUUUCAACAUCAUAAUUCACUGAAAAUACGUGCAACCAGGAAUCAGUAGGAAAAGGUGCGCUGCUACUUGUUCAGCUGGGGAAAAAAAACAAUUGGUCAUCACUCGCAUAUUCUGUUCACUCACCAAUGUUACACUAGAUUUACAGCCAUAUCCCUUCAGUCAGGCUUCUCCCUGGUAGGACUACAGCCUUCGCCUAAUCUUUAUACUAUUUAUGUAUAUCUGUGAAAUGGUGAGAUAAGGAAACACUGAAAUCGCUGACAUACUGAACCCUUGAAUCCACCUUGAAUCCUGUGCUGAAAGAAAGGUGGGGCCUAAAUAAGUGAAAUGUUAUACCACUUGAGAUGGUAUAGUUGAAACAGGAACAAAAUCAAUGAUUUUUUUCCUGAUAAUAUAAACUGUUGGUUAUAUUAGAAUAUACAUUCAAAAUUUUCCAAUGAGACUGAAUUAAAGGGUUAUUUGGAGCACAUGGGCUAAAAUCUUGGGCACAUUCUAUACAAUUCUUCUUUCUCUUCUUCUUCCUUAAUAGUAAACUGCCGGGCCAUAAAACUGCUUAUGGAUGGAAAAUUGUUAUUCAGAAAAUAUGAUAUCCUGAGUGUGUAUUAUUACUUGCAGAGUUUCUGGAUUAGCAAGAUUUAAGUCAUGCUUGACUAACAAGGUUUAUAUCUGGAUUCAAAUUGUAAAUUACAUUACAUUAACUCUAAAAACUUUGCUUAAAAAUAAGAGGUCUUUAUUGAUGCCUUGAGUUGUUAGAAAGAACAAAGAGCACUUGAAAUAAAUAAAAUGAUACUAUAACUGUUUCCUGAAUAUGUUUUAAGUACAAACCAUGUGUAACAAUGCCACCCAAGUACAUUGGUGUUUUGAAAGAUAGAUCUCUUCAUAUUGUCACUUGCAUUUGCUGGUCAAUCUGGAAUCCAUAUAUCAUUGAUGUGUAUGUUUGCUAUUUCAGGUUCUUAAUUUUUUUUACUAAUACUGUGAACACUCUGGUGGACAAAUGGUAUGGUACUUGGGGGGAGGGGAGAUGUUAUCCUUUUGUGAUUGUACAUAUCUUUACGAAAUUGUAAUGAUGAUAUGCUUGCCCUGCUUUUCAUUAAUACUGUAAAACAGCAUGGUCAUAUGUAGGUAAUAGCUGUUAAGGAUGAAAACAUCCCAUGAUUUGUUCAUGUUUCUAGCAUUUUCUCGUCCCCAGGCCUUUUUAUACCAUGGUUGUAAAAUUGUUACGAAACCCUUUUGUCAGUUGUACAAGCUACUUUACCUAUGUACAGAAUUUAUAUGACAAGCCUAUACUGUGUUUUAACAGUUUGCCUGAACUGUCUAUGGUUUCUACAUUUUGUAAUGUGAAUGUAAAAUUAAAAAUAUUGAUAUGUGGUUAA
Anolis carolinensis (green anole) is the source of this 15994-nucleotide messenger RNA. It is a transcript of the gene rasgef1c, whose product is annotated as RasGEF domain family member 1C. Gene Ontology annotation, biological process: Ras protein signal transduction; positive regulation of GTPase activity. The coding region runs from base 421 to 1857 and encodes 478 amino acids. Gene Ontology annotation, cellular component: plasma membrane. The transcript has 14 exons. The record is from RefSeq and is a predicted model, not a curated record. Gene Ontology annotation, molecular function: guanyl-nucleotide exchange factor activity. Lineage: Eukaryota; Metazoa; Chordata; Lepidosauria; Squamata; Anolidae.